CAUCAUCCUUAUCUGUGUGUGGACACUGGACGGUUAACCAACAGCUGUUAGAAAGGAGUUAUUACUAAAACUCUAACCAACCAAUUGUACAAAAAAAACUUUAAAAAAGUGAUUUAAAGCUGUGAUGAUUCGACUUUGGACACGUUUGGUGUUUGUUCUGGUAUGGCUCAGUCUUUGGGAGUCUGCUGAGACACGAAGAACCCGGUACAAACCAGCACCACCACAGAAGCCAAAACAAACCGAGAAAGAUAAAGCUAUUGAGAAACUAGCUCCAGGUCAAAACAUCAACAUUAAUCAGAUGAGUGGGAAAUGGCACCUGAUUUCUGUGGCAUCAAGGUGUAAGAGUCUCAUACAGAAGGGCUUCAAAUUGGAGAGCACUACCAUAAACUUGAAUGUCAAUGGUGACAAGGUGUCUAUAAGCACUAUAACCAAACUAAAUUAUGAGUGUUGGGAGAUCAAGCAAAACUUUAAGACCACCAAGACCCCUGGACAUCUCUUGCUCAAUGGUAGGACACCCAGUGAGAAUGUGGAUAUAUUUGUGGUUGAUACAGACUAUAGCUCCUAUGCUGUGUUGGUUUUCAAGAAAGCGGGGAAAAUUACCAUAAAACUAUACGGACGCAAGGGCAUUGUGCCUGAUAAAGUAUUGGAUGCAUUUGAGGAUCGUGCAAAGACAUUUGAUUUAGGAUUGGAUCUUGUUUUUCAGUUUCCACAUUAUGGCUUUUGCGAGUCCGUUGAUAAAGUGCUGGAAAUGCCCUAAGACUGACCUCCAUCUUAUUGCAUAAAUUCAGAUUGAAAGAUACAAGCACUCACUGCAUAUUCAAACCACAGAGAAAAUAUUUUGGUCAUGCAUGCAAAUAAUUUAAAUAAUAAAGUUGUUGUGUAAUUUCAGUUUUAAGGUUAUUCAUGAACAAUAGAAAAACAAGCUGGUAAUGGUAAUUUCACUUUCAAUGUUUUGUCAUUACAAGGAGCAAAUUACAAAGAAAAUAUAUUUUAGUAAAGUCUUACUUAAGUUAAUAUCUUUAAAUAAGAUAAAAUAUCUUUAUCUUAAGGGUUUACUUACAAAACAAGGUUACUGGUAAGAUUAUUCGGGCUUGUGACGCAACUCUUUAAACGAGACUUUGCUUGCCCACCCUUUCCAAAUUACACAACUGAAAGGAUAAACAUGUUACAUAUCCAGUAGAAGGAAAUCAUUAUGUCAUGAAAAACAUCUGUUUUAAACAGAAACGAACCUUAUGAACUAAUUUGAAAUACAAUUAAUCUGUUAGUUACUGCAGAACAUCAAAUUUGCACAUGCAAGUUUCUAUAAAAAUGUACUGUCCUUUCUGGUGUUCAAAAAUGACAAUCAUUGCUUUUCUUUCACUUAUUAUACCACACCAAAGCCUGUUGCUUAAUUCAUGUGAUUCAAUAUCCUUGUCUUUGUUUUAAAGUCAUGUUUCUGAAGGCCAAAAUAAAGCAUUAAAAUGUCCCCUAA
This is a messenger RNA of Misgurnus anguillicaudatus (oriental weatherfish), 1471 nucleotides long. It is a transcript of the gene c8g, whose product is annotated as complement component 8, gamma polypeptide. Gene Ontology annotation, biological process: complement activation. NCBI's taxonomy places the organism in Eukaryota, Metazoa, Chordata, Actinopteri, Cypriniformes, Cobitidae. The record is from RefSeq and is a predicted model, not a curated record. Gene Ontology annotation, cellular component: membrane attack complex.